Molecule: messenger RNA, 6284 nt
Organism: Mercenaria mercenaria
Lineage: Eukaryota; Metazoa; Mollusca; Bivalvia; Venerida; Veneridae
Product: deleted in malignant brain tumors 1 protein-like
Exons: 24
Coding region: 95-3181 (1028 amino acids)
Source: RefSeq, a predicted model, not a curated record
UAAACAUAAACCGGUUUUGUUUUCAGAAAAGCGGUACACAGGGAUAUAACACACGGCCUAUGCAAGACGUCUUCUUUUUCUAAGACCACAAAAUAUGGCACAGUACUUCAACAUCAAUAUGUACAAAGUUCUUUUACUGAUGAUAUUGUUGUUGAUUGGAAAUAAAACCGUUGAAGGUUGCGCAGAAGGCUGGGAAUUAAACAAUGGAAAAUGUUAUCUAUUCUCAAUGAAAUAUUAUGGAUGGGAGGAUGCUAAGAUAUAUUGCGAAUAUCUUGGAGCAAAUUUGGUCAAAAUUGACGACGAUGAAGAGCACAAGUACAUAAAAAGCAGGAUUUCAGCGAUGGAAUUACAUUACGCGUGGAUUGGUGCCAAGUACAGCCGUGUUCGUCGUAAAUACCUCUGGAUUGAUGGAUCCGAAAUAACGUUCAGUGGCUGGGCGCCGGGAGAGCCUGGUGGCAGGAGAGGCUGCGUAGACUACCUAUAUAAAUACGACUAUUUAUGGCAUUCACAUUGUGACUGCAAGUACACACGCGGACCUUUUAUAUGUGAAAAAGCUCCGAAAGGACACGAUGAAAGUAUAGUUGAUAAGGAAGAUGCUGCAGCAACACGCACUGACGGUCCAGAACCAACGCUGAAGCCAACAGAUAGCACUGUUAACUUGGAUGACGUGUUUAAAGGUUCAGACUUUUGUGGUAAAGAAACAACGGUCACCGCCGACAGUUCCACACAGACGGAAGAAUCACGUUUGACACCAAGCUAUGUGCAAAAGUCAACAGCUGACGGAAUAUUCAUUCCUGGGGCAAACGUAGAUAUUACCGACCGACCGGAUGUCAACAUUUCAACACUGGAUAGGAAAGUAUUAGAUACCACGAUUUCGACUGAAAAGACAGACGAGGACAUAAAGAUCGGAAGGGUAGUGUCGGAACCUGUUUGUGGUGGUGUUUUGACUAGUCGUCAAGGCAUUCUGGAGUCUCCAGGCUUUCCCAAUUACUACACAAACAACCUACGAUGUAGCUACACAAUAAAUAUGGACCUUCAAGAUGUUAUCCUUCUCAGGUUUGACCCAGACAACUUUGAUAUUGAAUUUGCCAGUAACUGUGUGUAUGACCGGGUUGCAGUAUAUGCUGGUUACAAUUCCAACUCUCUACUACUUGGUAAAUACUGUGGUACUACAGCACCUCAGCCUAUCAGUUCGCUUGGACAGAUGCACAUACAGUUCUGGACUGACGGUUCUGUAGUCCGUACUGGAUAUAUAGCCCAUUACACGGUCACUGAGUGUGGUGGUGUGUUCACAGAACCUUAUGGUAUCAUUGAAACCCCAAAUGGGCACACAGAUUACCAUAACAAUCAAAAUUGUACAUGGAUCAUAACAGUAGUGCCCAAUAGGGUUAUACAAUUAAAAUUCCAGAUGUUUGAUCUUGAAGAACAUUCAACAUGUAACUAUGACUACUUGGAUAUAUAUGAUGGGCGAUCCCUAGCAUCCCCUCUGAUUGGUCGAUAUUGUGGUGAUGCCAUACCUUCUGAGCAAAUAAGAUCCACUUCAAAUACAAUGACAAUCAACUUCAUAACUGACUCCUCUGUAACGAGAGCAGGGUUUAGAGCAGCAUAUAAUACAACGUAUGUUUGUGGUGGUGUUUUGACUAGUCGUCAAGGCAUUCUGGAGUCCCCAGGCUUUCCUAAUUACUACACAAACGACCUACGAUGUAACUACACAAUAAAUAUGGACCUUCAACAUGUCAUCCUUCUCAGGUUUGACCCAGACAACUUUGAUAUUGAAAUUGCCAGUAACUGUGUGUAUGACUGGGUUGCUGUAUAUGCUGGUAACAAUUCUAACUCUCUGCUACUUGGUAAAUACUGUGGUACGACAGCACCUCAGCCUAUCAGUUCACUUGGACAGAUACACAUACAGUUCUGGACUGACUAUUCUGUAGUCCGUUCUGGAUAUAGAGCCUAUUACACGAUCAAAGAGUGUGGUGGUGUGUUCACAGAACCUUAUGGUAUCAUUGAAACCCCAAAUGAGCCCACAGAUUACCAUAACAAUCAAAAUUGUACAUGGAGCAUAACAGUAGUGCCCAAUAGGGUUAUACAAUUAAAAUUCCAAAUGUUUGAUCUUCAAGCACAUUCAACAUGUAACUAUGACUACUUGGAUAUAUAUGAUGGGCCAUCUCUAGCAUCCCCUCUGAUUGGUCGAUAUUGUGGUGAUGCCAUACCUUCUGAGCAAAUAAGAUCCACUUCAAAUACAAUGACAAUCAACUUCAUAACUGACUCCUCUGUAACCAGAGCAGGGUUUAGAGCAGCAUAUAAUACAACAUAUGACAAGCCAAACAAGCCAAGCUAUGUCUGUUACCCCAACAACACGAUAAUUGUCCAUGAUUUACCAGCAAACUCGUACUACCUUGCAGUGCAGAAGAUACCUUCUAGUACUGACAUCAGAUGUACAGUCUCAAGAUUAAACACGACAACAAUAGAAAUCACAGGAUGUUUAAAGGAUGACCCUAUUGUAUUCACAUAUGGUUCCUAUGCUGGGAUUGAAUCGUACAAGAUACAUGUAGGACAAUCUGUUAACAUCAACAUCACAUGCCAUGAGAUAUCUGAAGACGGCGUCUCUGUUGUUAUUAAUAACACCUUUGCCGUUAAUUUGCAGGUUGACAGCGAAAAUAUGGUCGAUCCCUCAUACAAUGUGACAUCUUCAUUGAAUACAACAUCUACUAACGUUAAUGAGCCGGUAGCUUGGACCAUCACUUUUCCAGUUGAGUACAUUGUUGAAGUGACCAGCUGCACAGCGGAGCCAGAUACCACGGACAAUACAGAUCUAGUAGUUCAGCUGAUCUCAGAGGGCGGAUGUACGGUUGAUCGUGAACUGAUCAGCAAUUUUGAAGACAAUUUAGAUGGAACAGCUGUCGCAACGUUGUGGUCAUUCAAGUUCAAUAAUUACGACACCAUCUUGUUGAAAUGUGACGUCAUAAUUUGUCCUGGUGCGUCAAACGCUUGUUAUACGAUAUGUUCACGACAGAAAAGAGAUAUUCCUGACCGAUCAUACAGGCAAGCAGACGACAGCUUUUCAACAGUUGUACAGAGUCGUCUACAUGUAAUAGAUCACAAGUCUAGCGGAACAAUGCCAGCCCCUCAAACUGUGGCGGUUAUGAUGUUUCAACUUGUCGCAGUGCUUCUGAUAAAGUAAACAACAACAGAAUUGUUUUGAUCUGCAUUUCGUAGUGGCAUUCAUUAACAUUGUUUACUUUUCCUGAACGGUAUGUUCUGUUAAAAUAGAAUGCAUUUGAGCCAUUUAGCUGCAUUUUCAUCAUGUGUAUUCUGUUGCCAUUAUAUACAUAUUCUGUGCUGUCGUGUUGAGUUUACAACACUUGUAUUCUGUUGACAUUAUUUGCAGUUCUGUGUUGUCAUGUUGAUUUUUCAACACUUGUAUUCUGUUUACAAUUUUUGCAGCUCUUUGUUGUCAUGUUGAACUUUUAACCAUUACAUUCUGUUGAAAAUGUAUACAUUUACUUCGAACCUUUCAACUACAUGUAUAUUUUUCAAGUCAGUUAUAAUCUGUGUUGAUACUGAAUUAUCUCCCUCUAUUAUACAAAAAAGGCUUGUCCGGAGCAUUACUUGAAAAGUAUUAAUGACAUUUCAUUGAAACUUCACAAAAUGAUAGAGGCCAUUGACGGAAAAAUACGUUAUUCCCCAUAUUGGGACAAGCACAUACAUCGGGGAGCAUCAUUCGGUUUUACCGAUUCCUUGUUGACAAUGUUUAGAUUUAUGUGCAGUCUUGUUGGACUGUCAAUGUAUAUGUUCUGUUUAUACUGUAUGAACUUGCAGCCAAUAUAAUCUAUUCACAUAGUGUGUAUAUUUGUGAUGCCGUGCGAAAAGUUCUUUCAAUCGAUACGUGGUCUUGACAUUGCAUGCAAUUUUAUAUGGCAGGCAAGCCGUUUUUACUGUUUUAGUGUCAACAGGAAUUACUUGAAAUACAUGAGCCGCGCCAUGGGAAAACCAACAUAGUGGGUUUGCGACCAGCAUGGAUCCAGACCAGCCUGCGCAUCCGCGCAGUCUGGUCAGGAUCCAUGCUGUUCGCUUUCAAAGCCUAUUGCAAUUAGAGAAACUGUUAGCAAACAGCAUGGAUCCUGACCAGACUGCGCGGAUGCGCAGGCUGGUCUGGAUCCAUGCUGGUCGCAAACCCACUAUGUUGGUUUUCCCAUGGCACGGCUCAAUAGAUAUCUCAAGUUGUAAAGCUGUCACUUUAAGAUAGUGCGAAGCCUAGAACUAGCAUUGUGUCACUACAAAUGUAAAAGCUAUGUGUAUAAGGGCGUUUAGUAGAUAUUUCUUACGAAAAAGUGACAUAUCUUUAUGUUGGCACAUGUACAGAAAAAGAGCUCACUCGUGUUGAAAGAGGUGGCAGCUGGCGGCUUUUAAAGUUAGCUCUUUAAGCAAAACUGCUAGCACUUAUUUGAAAGAGAAUACUUGAGAACUUAAAAUGCUAGCAGUAUUUUCCUAAAGAUAAUGCAGAAAAAAACAAUUUAAGAUAGAAAAAAAAACUGACCCCCAAUAAUAACUUUGGACGAAUCAAAAGUGCUCAAAUUAAUUUGAUUUCGUUCGCAGAGGUUGAACAGAAAUACUAGUAGCUCUUUUUGAAUAUUAUCUCUCAUUGCUGAUAAUAAAGUUUUGUCUAUAGUAAUUGAACAAGUGGUAAAACGGCUUGCCAUUACUUUGUCAUGAACUUUCAACCGACGUCUGCAUUUUUGUGCUACCGUGCAUUAUUUAAAAUAUAAUAUAUAUUAUCCUGUAAACUUUACAGAAAAUUUUAAUACAUAAAAACUAUGUUAGUAUAUUGCAUGCAUAUUAUCCUGUUUCUUUAUAAAAAUGUUAGUAUAUAGAAAUACGUUAGUAUAUUGUACGCAUAUUAUCCUGUUGCUUUACAGAAUAUGUUAAUAUAUAGAAAUGCGUUAGUAUAUUGUAUGCAUAUUAUCCUGUUUCUUUACAGAAAAUGUUAAUAUAUAGAAACAUGUUGGCAUAUAGCGUUUUACAGAAAAUGUUAAUAUAAAGAAAUACGUUAGUAUUUUGCAUGCAUAUUAUCCUGUUGCUUUACAGAAAAUGUUAACAUAUAGAAACAUGUUAGUAAACUGCAUGCAUAUUGUCCUGUUGCUUCAUACAGAAAAUGUUCAUAUAUAGAAACAUGUUAGCAUAUUGCGUUUUACAGAAAAUGUUAAUAUAAAGAAAUACGUUAGUAAAUUGCAUGCAUAUUAUCCUGUUGCUAUACAGAAAAUGUUGAUAUAUUGAGACCUGUUGGUAUAUUGCAUUCAUAAUGUCCUGUUGCUAUACAGUAAAAUUUAAUAUACAGAAAAAUGUUAGUAUAUUGCAUGUAUAUUAUCCUGUUGCUUUACAGAAAAUGUGAAUAUAUAGAAACAUGUUAGUAUACUGCAUUCAAAUUGAAAAUGUUACUAUAAAGAAAUAUGUAAGUAUAUUGCAUGCAUAUUAUCCUGUUGCUAUACAGAAAAUGUUGAUAUAUUGAGACCUAUUGGUAUAUUACAUUCAUAUUGUCCUGUUGCUAUACAGAAAAAUUUAAUAUAUAGAAAAAUGUUAGUAUAUUGCAUGUAUAUUAUCCUGUUGCUUUACAGAAAAUGUGAAUAUAUAGAAACAUGUUAGUAUAUUGCAUUCAAGUUGAAAAUGUUACUAUAAAGAAAUACGUAAGUAUAUUGCAUGCAUAUUAUCCUGUUGCUAUACAGAAAAUGUUGAUAUAUUGAGACCUAUUAGUAUAUUGCAUUCAUAUUGUCCUGUUGCUAUACAGAAAAUUUUAAUAUAUAGAAAAAUGUUAGUAUAUUGCAUGUAUAUUAUCCUGUUGCUUUACAGAAAAUGUGAAUAUAUAGAAACAUGUUCGUAUAUUGAACAAUUGAAGAAUGGCUAUGCCAUAAGCACUAAGUACGUUCCGGAGAAAAAAGUGUUCCAACCACCUGUUGUUCUGGUUUUGAGCAACCAUUUGCCCCAGAAGGAGGAGUUGUAACUCUGGAUCGAUGGAACGUAAAUCAAAUCAUGGACUACAAUACACUUGAACGUUUAACAUAUUUUAAUCAGUAACAUGUAACUGUAACUUCUGUAUAACAUUUAACAUUUUGAUUAACAUAUAUUUUGAUAUGACGUUUAACAUUUAAAAACUGAUAUGUAUGACAUAAAUGACGUUUCUAACAUGACAAAAACUGAUGAAGUAUAUGUUAUUAUAAUAUGGUAUUUAUAAAAGCCCUAGAAGCUUGUUUUUGAGUUUAAUAUGUAUAUGCAUAACAUAGUAAAUGUCA